Molecule: messenger RNA, 711 nt
Organism: Peronospora belbahrii
Lineage: Eukaryota; Oomycota; Peronosporomycetes; Peronosporales; Peronosporaceae
Source: the annotation of a GenBank genome assembly
AUGAUAACGGCUGCAAGUAUGCCUGAUAACGUGGACGUCUGUGUCUACUAUCUUUAUUGGCGCUCCCUGGUGGAACUGCUUAGCGGACUGCCGAAGGAUAAUCAAGGUGUUCUGGUCUGCACUUACGGCAUGGAAAACUACAUCCAUCUUAACGAUGUUACCCACCGCGUGUUGCAUCUGUUCGAGAGACAUGAUAGGAAGCUGUCAACUAUCAACUUUCUGGGAGACGAUACGCUCAGCGACGCUGUAAGAACUGCUGGUGAUAUCGCUAAGAAUGGUGAGUCAUACAUUAUAUUCCUGGUUGGUCGGCACCCGAUAUCUGCUGGCCUUAGUAAUUCGGAUCGCGUCAGGGCUUUGUCGUCUCUUGAUGAUGCUGGUUCCAACAGGUGCUUCUUCUCCAUGCCUGUUACGAGGAGAGAGGUAUGCUCGAGCCCUGAUCUCUUGCCCCUGUUACGUCGGUCAAACCUUCUCCUAGGUAUAUUCACCGGAAGGCGGACUCAUUUGUUGGGCCUCGUCACCUACCCUUCUGACGUGGACAAUCCAGUGAGUAGAUUCGAUGUUCCAGGGCUUCUCAACACUUAUGACGCACGUAUCCGAACCAUGAGGACGUCCAACGAACGCUGCCGGGACUGCAAUCUGGCCUUGGCGUACUGCGCUUCUAACCCGAGUCUGGAACCUGACCUAGCGCCUGAGAUCACCGAUGAGGAAUAA